Messenger RNA from Labeo rohita (rohu), 2654 nucleotides. RefSeq names its product tRNA methyltransferase 2 homolog B (gene trmt2b). NCBI's taxonomy places the organism in Eukaryota, Metazoa, Chordata, Actinopteri, Cypriniformes, Cyprinidae. Gene Ontology annotation, biological process: RNA processing. The record is from RefSeq and is a predicted model, not a curated record. Gene Ontology annotation, molecular function: tRNA (uracil(54)-C5)-methyltransferase activity, S-adenosyl methionine-dependent.
AGUGGGCGCACUAGUAAAGAAAGUAGCGUCAUUAGAGCGCCGUCUCAAGUUGGUAUGAACACAUGGAAAAGAGGUACAAGGAAAGAACAAUGUUUGUUUUACCGUACUGUUGACAGUUUGCACGUUUAUGUUGUGAGGCAAAAUAUAUCUAGAGCACUGACGCGAUCAGCUGAUAACGUCAUUUAGUGUAGUGUGUUUGAGCGCGUGACCUCAGAGGCUGCAACAAUGCGCUUACACUUAACCUGGCCACUGUUGAAGCAAACUGUCAUUAUACCAAAAACAUGCUUCAGCUAUUCAAUAACCAGCCGCUGUGCUGUCAAUACUGGCUGUAAGCCUGUAAAGAGAAGAAAGGAAAGGAAACCCAAACUACCUGCUGACUGGCAUAGCCUCUCCUGGGAAGAGAGACUGGCUGACACCGUGACUCCUCUGUGGAGAAUGAGUUAUGACGAACAGCUCCAGUGGAAACAAGAGAAGCAGUACAAGAUCCUACGUGAGAUGACAAAGCAACUAUCUCAGGAUUCAACUCACUCUUUUUCAAAUGACUUAAGAUUUCCUCUCCUUGCCAUUGUAGCCUCACCAGUGAUUGAUGGAUACCGCAAUAAAUCAACUUUCUCUGUCAACAGAGGGGUAGAUGGGAAUCCAAAAACUGUUGGAUUUUAUAUCGGCAAUGGUAAAUCAGGUAACAUAGUCUGUGUCCACGGUGACCAUCUCUUGAACAUGCCUUCAACACACAAGAUGGUUGCAAGGCACUAUGAAGAUUUCCUCCGCCUCUCACCACUCAAACCGUGCAUUUUAUUUCACGAAGGCGGUCACUGGAGAGAAAUCACGAUUAGAACUAAUUCCGCCGGUCACGCGAUGGCCAUAGUUUACUUUCAUCCUCAAACCCUAACGCCUGAGGAGAUAUCCGUCCAUAAAGCUGCUCUUGUGGAGUACUUCACGCAAGGUCCUGGAGCAGUUUGUCAACUGGAUUCUCUUUACUUCCAGGAGACCACAAUGACCCGUUGCAGUCACGAACAAUCCCCCUAUCAGCUUCUGCACGGACAGCCUCAUAUCUUUGAGGAGGUGCUUGGCUUCAAGUUUCGCAUUUCUGCUGAUUCUUUUUUCCAGGUGAAUCGUGGAGCGGCGGAGGCUUUGUACAAGACUGUUGCGGAGCUGAAUAGGGCUUGUGUUGGAGGCACCUUGCUGGAUGUUUGCUGUGGUACCGGAGCCGUCGGCAUUUCGUUGUCACCACAGAUGGAGAGAGUCAUUGGCAUCGAGCUUCUUGAGCAGGCGGUUGAGGACGCCAAGUUUAAUGCAGCGGUAAACAAAGUUCAAAACUGUGAAUUUCUCUCAGGCAAGGCGGAAGUUGUUUUACCGAAUCUGAUAGCCACUUUGAAUUCGGAUGGCGGGCUGACAGCUGUGGUGAAUCCGUCCAGGGCUGGCUUGCAUUAUCGAGUUGUCAGAGCUUUGAGGAACCACCCAGGCAUAAGAAGGCUUGUCUAUAUAUCAUGCAAACCUGAUGGGGAGGCAAUGAGGAACUUUCAAGACCUGUGCUGUAGUUCAGACUAUAAGAGGAAGAUCACUGGAGAAGCCUUCAAACCAACUGUGGCCAUCCCUGUGGAUAUGUUUCCACACACUCCUCAUUGUGAACUUGUGCUUGUGUUUGAGCGAUAGUGACUGUUUUGGGAUUCAUUUGGAUAAAUGACUUUUUAUUUGUGCCAUUAAAUGUCAGUGGAAAAUUUUAAAUGCUUUUUUUCUCUCGUUAAAUAUUUAUUAUAGUUAACAAAAACUAAAACGAUAAAAGAAAUUUGGUAACACUUUACAGUGUGUCAUUUGAUAAUGUUAGUUAAUGUAUUAACUAACAUGAAAGAACAAUUAACAAUACUUAUUACACUAGUUAAUUAAUCUUGGUUAUAGAAAUUAAUACUUUUAUUUAGUAAGGAUGCUUUAAAUUGAUAAAAAGUGAUGAUAAAACCAUUUAUAAAAUGUUACAAAAGAUUUCUAUUUUAGAUAAAUGCUGUCUGAAACAUAAUAUUAAAUGUUUUGAUCAGCAAAUCAGAAUAUUAGAAUGAUUUCUGAAGGAUCAUGUGACUGGAGUGAUGAUGCUAAAAAUUGAAUGAAAUCAGGAAUAAAUGAAAUUCUAAUAUAUAUUCAAAUAGAAAACAGUUAUAGUAAAUAGUAAACAUUUCAAAAUUGUACUGCUUUAUAAUAUAUAUAUAAAACAGUAAAAUUUUAAAAUAUUUUUACUAUAUGUAUAUAUAUAUAUAUAUAUACACUACCGUUCAAAAGUUUGGGGUCAGUAAGACUUGUAAUAGUCUUUAAAGAAGUCUCUUAUGCUCAUCAAGGCUGCAUUUAUUUGAUUAAAAAUAUAGAAAAAAAACAGUAAUAUUGCAAAAUGUUUUUACAAUAUAAAAUAAUGUUUUUUAUCAGCUGUUACUCCAGUCUUAAGUGUCACACGAUCCUUCAGAAAUCAUUCUAAUAUGCGGAUUUAUUAUUAGAAUGAUCAAUGUUGGAUAAUAUCAACAGCUGUGCUGCCAAAUAUUUUUUGGAACCUGUGAUUUUUUUUUUCAGGAUUCUUUCAUGAAUAACAAGUUCAAAAAGUACAGUGUUUAUUCAAAAUAUAAAUAUUUUAUAACAAUGUAAAUUAUUUAUUAUUAACUUUUAAUAAACUUUUA